CGGUUCGUGGCCUUGAAUUUUACACUUAUUUAUUUGCUGAUUGGGGGCGCCGCGCACAAAGCGUGCGCACAAAGUCUAUCAUCGUUUUCGGCUUGCGAACGCUUGAAGAGCGAGUCCCGCGUCGCCAACGGCUUCUUGCAUGCGCAUAAUGACUCUUUACUCAGUCUAGGAUACUUGUAUCACCAGCUUUCCGACUUGAGCGCAGCUGACAUUCCGCAAUUCACGGCACACCGGCGACAGCAACCCACAGAAAUGUCCCAGGCCUCGCUCUCGGCCCUCGAGGCCCAGAUGGCCGAGGUGUACGCCAAAAUUGCGCAGGAGCACGGCCUGGCGACGGCUAUGCAGGCUCUGGGACGCCUGAUGAUCUCAGCCCCAAGUGUGGCCCCGCCCACCGCCGCCACGACGGUGCCCACGCCAGCCUCCGCCGCGGCGUCCACGCCCGCCGCCGAUGCUACAGCCGCCGUCGGCUCCGCGGUGCAGCCUCACGGCGCCACAAGCCCCUUCAGCGCCACCACCUCCUCCGUCCCGGGAGCAACCACGUCCGCGCCUGCUGCGCCGGCCGCCACACCUAAGACUAUUCCUAAACCCGGCGGCGGCGGCGGUGCCGGCGCCAUAGGUGCCGGCGGCGCCCAGUCGGACACCUCGCCACCCAGCGAAGGCGCGACCCAGCCGUCUCCGUCGCCGUCCCCGGCUGGCGCCAACGGUCUGGCGCACGCGCGCACACUGGAGUCAGUGCACACGGUGCCGUCCGCCACGCUGUCGCAGAUGCCCUCCGGCAUCAUGUCUCUGGUCAGCCCCUCCGCAGCCGCCAGCGUGGCCGAUGCCGACGAGGAGACCAGCCCCUCGCAAAAGAUCAGCGGCAGCGACCCGGACGCAGUGGAGGCGGCGGCAGCAGCAGCCGUGACCUUGGGCACGGCAGGCGCGGCGGCGGCGGUGGCGGCGGCGGCAGCUCCUGCUGCAGCGCCGGCGGCGCAGGCGGUGGCGCCAGGAGCUGUGGGCGCCCAGGGCCUCACAGCGAGACUGGCGGCAGCGGCGGCGGCUGGUGCGUCUGGGGGCGUGGCGCCGAUGGACGUGCCGCGUGCGGCGGCGGCGGCGGUGGCGGCGGUGGCGGCUGCCAAGGCGGAGGCGGUGGCGGCCGCGGAGGCGCGCGGCGAGGGUGAGCCGGAGUCGCCCAAGAGCAACAUCAGCGGCAGCGUUCGGACCGGGUUCGGCACCCCCCGCAGCGGCUCGCUGUGGCAGCGCGCCGUGAACCUGAGCAAGGGCGUGUCGGACCCGUGGGCCGGCCGCAACCUGCACACGCUGCCCAUGGAGCGCGCGGUGCGGCAGCGCUACAACGCCAUGAACGGCACGUGGGUCACGGACGAGGUGCUUGUGAAGAUGGAGGGCAAGCCCUUCGCCGCGGGCGCCAUGCGUGAGUGCUUCGCCGCAAAGAAGCUGAGCACCUUCACACACAACGUGGACUGGCACAAGGCGCAGAACAUGGUGGCCAAGCGCUACAAGAAGGAGGGCGUGCGCAAGAGCGUCUACUACAACGACGUGCUCGUGCAGAUGGACGCCAAAAUGCUGGGCGAGUGCUACAACCGCACCGACCCGCCCAAGCAGGUGGACGUCAUGCAGUGCGCCAUCCUGCACUUCGCCGGCCGGCCCGGCGGGCCGCUGUACGCGGUGGAGCAGCUGAUCGAGGGCGACUACGUCAAGUACAACAGCAACAGCGGCUUCGUCAAGGGGGACGACGUGCUGAGGAACACGCCGCAGGCGUUCAGCCACUUCACGUGGGUGCUCACCCGCGGCCUGAAGAUCUGUGUGGACAUCCAAGGCGUGGGCGACCUGUACACGGACCCCCAGCUGCACACGCUGGACGGCGAGGGCUACGGCGAGGGCAACCUGGGCCUGCGCGGCAUGGCGCUGUUCUUCCGCAGCCACGAGUGCAACGCGCUGUGCUGCAGGCUGGGGCUCAAGCCGCUGGACAGGUGUGACGCGGACGUGCGCGCCCAGGGCUACAGCUCCACCCCCGCCUCCGCCAGCGCGUCCACCCCCGCGCCUGCCACCGCCGCCCGCACCAUGGCGCGGUCCAGCAGCUACCGGAAGCGCAUGGCUGCUGCCAAGAAGAAGCGGCAGCAGCAGCCCGAGGCGGCGUGUGCGGAGGAGGCGUGUCUGGCGGCUCUGAAGGAGGUCCCCAGGGAGACGCCCGAGUCCCUGGUCCACCUGGAGAUCGCCAAGCUGUACGGCGAGGUGGUGCUCCUGCCCGACCUCAGGCCCAACGAGGACCCAGACGACGCUCUGCGCGGCGGGCUGUUCCAUUUGAAUGCUGCGGCCCAGGGCGGCUGCGUGUUGGCGCUGCUGGUGCUGGCGCGAGCGCACUGCGGCAUUGACGCCACCGCGCCGCAGUUUGCGCAAGUGUUUAAGGUGGGCACCAAGCAGCGGCUGUUCCAGGCGCACGUGCGUGUGGCCUGGCGCUGCACGCUGCUGGCGGCAGAGCGGGGCGUGCGCGGCGCGGCGCUGGCGGCUGCGAGCGCCUACGCCUCCGGCAGCGGCCUGUUCGGGGAAGAGGUGCUGGACGGACUGGGGCAGCCGGCGCAGGCGGCGCGGUGGUAUGCGGCGGCCCUGGCGCUGCCCGACCUGCUGGCGGCGGCGGAGGCGGAGGAGGCGGCGGCGGAGGCGGGCGGCGGAGGCGACGAUGUCAUCCGCGAGGCCGAUGAGGAGGAGGAGGACGAUGAGGAGGACGCGGAGGACGGUAGCGAGCGGCGCAGUGGGAAGGCGGAGAGCGACGACGAGCCGCAGUUCGAGAUGUCGGUCAUGCGCGCUGCCAGCGACCGGGACAGCGAUGCAGGCAUGCUGCCCGACCUGCCCAUGCUGGGGUCCGCCGGCAGCACUGUGAACCUGUCCGCACUGCGGGUGCCCAAGAUCGAGGAGCUGCGGCCCAGCAAGGCCUUCCUGCACCGCUGCAAGCUGCAGGCGGAGGAGGAGGCGGCCGCGCUGCCGGGGGCCAGCGCCGCCAAGUACGAGAUCCUGUUCAGCUACGGCAGCCUGCUGCUGUCGGGCGGCGAGGGCCUGGCACCCGAUCCCGCCAAGGCGGCGGAGCUGCUGGAGGCCGCCGCCGAGGCCGCCAGCGAGGCCGGGAAAGGCAAGCUGGCGCAGCGCUACUACGAGCAGGCGGCCAAGGCGCAGGCGGCGUGCGAGGAGUGAGCGGACUGGGGUGCAGGGGGACUGGUGUGUGUCACGACUUGCACUAAGAGGUGCGCUUCACGGUACCCCAAGCCAGGACGUCAUAUAAUUUUCGCCCGAGAUCGUGACAGUUAAGUAUGCGCACAGGUGGGCACGGUGUGUACAGGCAUGCGGGGGCGCACUGCUACCAUGCGUUAGACAUUUUGGGAUUAUGCCGGGUGUUUGACUACAACAGUCAAACGGUGAUGGUUGGCAGCGCGGUUCAUCAGCACUUGCGCAUGGGCGAAGCGCAACGGCGGGGUCAUCACUAUCAGCAUACUUUGCAUGCACGGAAACAUACCGAACCUGGCAUCGCCCUCAUUGCGGAUGCUGGUGUGUGGCAGCGCUGUUGUCGUGAUUGCGUGCACCUUUGAGCGAGUUUGCAGAUUAUGGUCCCAGUUUAGGACUUCGGGAAGGUGCGAAACAAAGUUACGGCGCGGCAAGUGUGGAUGAUAGGAUUCAGUGGGGGCCGGGGCUCCAGCGGUGCAGGCGACCCGACGCUUGCGGACGCGGUCAAUGCUGUUUUGCAUGGUGCGUGGGAGUUGCGUGGUGCCCAGGCAUACAGGUCGUUUUUAGCCGGCUCGUGUGCGGCCACAGCCAGGCGGGCUCCCUCCUGUGGUGCGGGUCGUUCCUUGUGGUGACUGGGCAUUGCGUGGGAGCAGCAAUUGGAGCGGCAGCGGCAGAGCUACUCACUGACAAUGCGCACGCCAUGCGGCAUGUCCGCUCGGCGCGUAAUGAUCUGUAGGUGACGGAGCCUGGGGACGUCGGCAUUAGUGCAAUGCCGUAAGCGGGUUGUGCGUGUGGCAGACACUCGAGCUCUGGCGCUCUGUAUGUCUAGAAGAGGCGUCUUGGGUGCAGGCUGCCGGUGGACACUGGCUAUCAGGUUCUGUCACCGUAUACAAUCUUGAUACAGCAGGCUUGGCUAGGCGUGCCUACGGAACGUAAGCCCAAGACAGGCUGUGAAGACGACUCAAUACGAUGCAUUUUCAUGGUGCAGCGCCAGGACACCCCCUGCGCGGCGCAACUACAAAUCUACAAUCCAGGAGAUUAAGUAACA
Messenger RNA from Chlamydomonas reinhardtii, 4261 nucleotides. RefSeq lists its product as uncharacterized. The coding region runs from base 253 to 3186 and encodes 977 amino acids. Gene Ontology annotation, molecular function: elongation factor-2 kinase activity; ATP binding. Gene Ontology annotation, biological process: protein phosphorylation. The record is from RefSeq and is a predicted model, not a curated record. Lineage: Eukaryota; Viridiplantae; Chlorophyta; Chlorophyceae; Chlamydomonadales; Chlamydomonadaceae. The transcript is spliced from 18 exons.